Messenger RNA from Drosophila navojoa, 1070 nucleotides. RefSeq names its product borrelly (gene boly). Lineage: Eukaryota; Metazoa; Arthropoda; Insecta; Diptera; Drosophilidae. The record is from RefSeq and is a predicted model, not a curated record.
UGGCACAACAUUUUACUGACCAUUUGUUAUUUUCGAUUUUGGCUCAUCCACGAUGCAAUCUCUACGGAAUAAUUUUUCUAACCUGACACUAGCGGCUCUACAGAAAUGCUCGAAGCAAUUCAAUCAACAGCUAUUUGCAUCAAUCGGAUUUUCAAAGCGGGGCCUUGACACUCUGUAUGGCGCAGAGUCGUGCGAGGAUUGCGUGGAAUCGUACCGCAUAUCGCCAGCAAGGGAGGACUUGAAAAAGAUUGAGGCGCCCGAUCCUUUUAAAUCCAAGGAUCCAUGCUGGCAAUCUCUGCGUCGGACAGAGUAUAAAUGCCGCACUGAUCCCGAAUUUAUGAUUGAUUCAUUCGUCAAUGAGCAAAAGAAGUGUCUAGGCGAUCCCUGUGCAUUCGACGUACCCCGUGCUGAUCUGAAGUACUACAGGCCGUCCGAUAAGCUCAAGAAGAAAUACGCACGCACGUGGAUCAAGUGCGUAAUGAAGCGGCGCAAGGUGAAGAUGCAGUGCGCAUGGAAGCCAGUUGAGUACGAGCGUCGCACGUUCAAGAAGUUCGUUCCAAAAGAUGCGUGCGAGGCCAAACCUUGCACUUUGGGUGUCCCGGAUCUAGGUCUGGCCCAAUGCAAGAAGAAAACCGAAGAUUCUGCCUGUCCGCGGGUCACAAUGCCGGGCUGCAAGCCGGGCCGUGUUCCGCCAAAAUGCACUGUGGGAUUCAGAAAGCCAAAGGACUGUCGCAAGCGCCUAACCAAGUAUCCCGCAUUCUCCGAGUGCCUCAUGGAUCCCUUGCCGACCGCUCCACCCGUUGAAUGCAACUGCCUCAAGACUCCUUCAAUGUGCAGUGUUUGGGAAUACUUUCGCAACAAGAAAUCGUAGGCCAUCUGACCUAUGCGAAAUUUUAUAAAAUUUAUAUAUAUAUAUAUAUGUGUGUAUAUACAUUAUAUAUAUAUGUCGAUAUAAAUUUUGAAAGAAAUUAUAAGCAAUUAUGCGGAGCCAUACUUUGCGCCUGCACCAAACUGUGCCUAUUCUCGUACUGUGACUAAAUUAGAGUACCAAGCAUAGGAAUUGUCGAAAA